Messenger RNA from Aspergillus oryzae RIB40, 2427 nucleotides. RefSeq names its product anaphase promoting complex subunit bimA. The record is from RefSeq and is a predicted model, not a curated record. NCBI's taxonomy places the organism in Eukaryota, Fungi, Ascomycota, Eurotiomycetes, Eurotiales, Aspergillaceae. The coding region runs from base 1 to 2427 and encodes 808 amino acids. The transcript has 4 exons. Gene Ontology annotation, biological process: cell division. Gene Ontology annotation, molecular function: protein binding.
AUGUCGCCGUCGACAUCCCAUAUAUCGGGCCAGUUGAGGCAGCUAAUAUACUAUCACCUUGAUAACAAUCUGAUUCGCAAUGCGCUAUUUCUUGCUGGUCGUCUGCAUGCCUAUGAACCUCGAACAUCGGAGGCUUCCUAUCUACUCUCCCUAUGCCAUCUACUCAACGGGCAAAUCAAGGCAGCUUAUGACUACAGCAAGAAUUUUGGGUCGAGGGGUACUCAUUUGGGCUGCUCGUAUGUGUAUGCGCAGGCGUGUCUAGACUUAGGAAAGUAUCUUGAUGGGAUUGCGGCGCUGGAACGGAGCAAAAGCCUUUGGACUUCUAAGAAUCAUUGGAACAAACACAGCGAAACACGCAGGCAGCACCUACCCGACGCGGCUGCAGUUCUAUGCUUGCAGGGUAAACUAUGGCACGCUCAUAAAGACCUCAAUAAGGGAGUAGAAUGCUAUGUCGAAGCUUUGAAAUUGAAUCCUUUUAUGUGGGAUGCAUUUCUGGGUUUGUGCGAGACAGGUGUCAAUAUUCGGGUCCCUAAUAUUUACAAAAUGAGCUCCGAACUACUUUCCGUUCUAUCGUCAUCACAGGAAGAUAUUGAUCUUCCGCCUGACAAGGUUGCGCCUGCAGGUGGACCGCUGCAAACUUCAGCAAAUGUGAAUCCAAGCUUGGACCCCUUUAUGUCUGCCGCAUCCCGCAGUGACUCGGGCACUACCCAUGGAAGCUCUGCCUUAUGGGAGAAACUGAACGGAAGCACUGUCAGCGUGGCAUCGAAUGGAACAUCAACACCAGCUGUUCGGGAAGGAACAGAAACCCCUGGUGGCCAGAGCAGUGAGUCUGAUGACUUCCGCCUGGCUAACGGGGUUGGGGAUACCUCGUGGGAACCUCCCUUAGCUCCAGCCAGAAAAAAUCGCACGAUUCAAUCGAUCGGGGCAGAUCAUGCAAUGGAUCCCCCGCCGAAAAUGAAGCCUACGGGUAUCAGACAAAGAACGAGAAUGAGGGUUGAACAAGAGGAACAAACGACAACCCAAGUGGAAAAGGAAUCUGUGACAGGAUCUAGAGUUGGCGACCGCAAGCGAACGGUUUCCGGCCAGGUAGCUCAUCCACCAGCACCAACAGAACCAGGAGCCCCUCAACGCCGCAGCGUACGUCUUUUCAACCAGAUUAAGCCUACAACUAGCAAGCUCUCAGGCACGGCAUUAGGCACAAAGGACGGCAGGGAACUCAAAAAGGUAAAAGCUACUGGUGCCAAGGGGCGUGCUACGGCAGCCACGGGUGUAGGUCGUGUUGUGAGCGGUAACAGGAAACAUGUCGGCGAGAUACACGAGAGCGAUGGGAAAGAACAUCGUCCGGUAUCAACUGUUCAUAGUGGGGCUACCAAUGUUGCCUCUAAGGCCGCGACGAUUGAAAAGUCGAAGUCCAUUGAAGCUCUGACAUGGCUGUUGGAGCUCUUCUCCAAACUGGCGUCGGGAUACUUUGCUUUGAGUCGUUAUCGGUGUACGGAUUCUAUACAAAUAUUCAAUGCGCUAUCUCAGGGUCAGCGAGAGACGCCUUGGGUUCUUUCGCAAAUCGGGCGAGCGUACUACGAGCAAGCAAUGUAUUCAGACGCCGAGAAGUAUUUCGUACGGGUGAGAAACAUAGCACCGUCCAGGUUGGAUGACAUGGAGAUUUACUCGACUGUUCUUUGGCAUCUGAAAAACGACAUCGAACUAGCCUAUUUGGCGCAUGAGCUAAUGGAGGUCGACCGUUUAUCCCCCCAGGCAUGGUGCGCCAUUGGCAAUUCCUUCUCGCACCAACGCGAUCACGACCAGGCCUUAAAGUGUUUCAAGCGAGCGACACAAUUAGAUUCUCAUUUUGCCUAUGGUUUUACCUUGCAGGGACACGAAUAUGUAGCAAACGAAGAAUACGAUAAAGCACUGGAUGCCUACCGGCAUGGCAUCAGUGCUGAUAGCCGCCACUACAAUGCGUGGUACGGAUUGGGCACCGUUUAUGACAAAAUGGGCAAACUCGACUUUGCUGAACAACAUUUCCGUAACGCAGCAAGUAUUAACCCUACAAAUGCGGUGCUCAUCUGUUGUAUUGGUCUGGUCCUGGAAAAGAUGAACAAUCCAAAGGCAGCUCUAAUUCAAUAUGGGCGAGCCUGUUCAUUGGCACCACAUUCCGUCCUUGCUAGGUUCCGCAAGGCUCGCGCAUUAAUGAAGCUGCAAGAGCUCAAAUUGGCUCUAGCAGAAUUGAAGAUUCUUAAAGACAUGGCCCCAGACGAAGCAAACGUGCAUUAUCUCUUGGGUAAGCUUUACAAAAUGCUGCAUGACAAGGCCAAUGCUAUCAAGCAUUUCACCACGGCCUUGAAUUUAGAUCCCAAGGCGGCACAAUACAUAAAGGACGCUAUGGAAUCAUUAGAUGACGAAGAGGAGGACGAUGAAGAUAUGGCUUGA